GGCGGCGGCGGCGGCAAUCGGAGCGGCGGCGGCGGCGGCGGGGAGCGGGCUCCCGGUGCCGGGCACCGGGCGGGCGCCGGGGAAGAUGACCGCGGGCGCCGGCGUGCUCCUCGUGCUGCUCUCGCUCUCCGGCGCGCUCCGGGCCCAGAAUGAGGACCUUACAACCAGAGAGACCUGCAAGGCUGGGUUCUCCGAAGAUGAUUACACGGCAUUAAUCUCCCAAAAUAUCGUAGAAGGGGAGAAGCUACUUCAAGUCAAGUUCAUCAGCUGUUUGGGGACCAAGGGGACGCAAUAUGAGACCAACAGCGUGGACUUCAAAGUUGGGGCGGACGGGACGGUCUUCGCCACCCGGGAGCUGCAGGUCCCCUCCGAGCAGGUGGCAUUCACGGUGACCGCGUGGGACAGCCAGACAGCUGAGAGAUGGGACGCCGUGGUGCGGCUGCUGGUGGCCCAGACCUCAUCUUCACACUCUGGACACAAGGCACAGAAAGGGAAGAAGACCGUGGCUCUGGACCCGUCUCCACCUCCGAAGGACACGCUGCUGCCGUGGCCCCAGCACCAGAACUCCAACGGGCUGAGGCGGCGAAAACGAGACUGGGUCAUCCCACCCAUCAACGUGCCCGAGAACUCACGAGGACCCUUCCCACAGCAGCUUGUGAGGAUCCGGUCCGACAAGGACAACGACAUCCCCAUCCGGUACAGCAUCACUGGAGUGGGCGCUGACCAGCCCCCCAUGGAGGUCUUCAGCAUCGACUCCAUGUCGGGCCGGAUGUACGUCACACGGCCCAUGGACCGCGAGGAGCACGCCUCUUACCACCUCCGAGCCCACGCCGUGGACAUGAACGGCAACAAGGUGGAGAACCCCAUCGACCUGUACAUCUACGUCAUCGACAUGAAUGACAACCGUCCUGAGUUCAUCAACCAGGUCUACAACGGCUCUGUGGACGAGGGCUCCAAGCCAGGCACCUACGUGAUGACCGUCACGGCCAACGAUGCUGACGACAGCACCACGGCCAACGGGAUGGUGCGGUACCGGAUAUUGACACAGACCCCGCAGAGCCCGUCCCAGAACAUGUUCACCAUCAACAGCGAGACCGGAGACAUUGUCACGGUGGCGGCUGGCCUGGACCGAGAGAAAGUUCAGCAGUAUACAGUCAUCGUUCAGGCCACAGACAUGGAAGGAAAUCUCAACUACGGCCUCUCGAACACAGCCACAGCCAUCAUCACGGUGACGGACGUGAAUGACAACCCGCCAGAAUUCACCACCAGCACGUUUGCAGGGGAGGUCCCCGAAAACCGUGUGGAGACCGUGGUCGCAAACCUCACCGUGAUGGACCGAGAUCAGCCACACUCACCAAACUGGAAUGCCGUUUACCGCAUCAUCAGCGGGGAUCCCUCCGGCCACUUCAGCGUCCGCACAGACCCCGUCACCAACGAAGGCAUGGUCACUGUGGUGAAGGCCGUCGACUACGAACUCAACAGAGCCUUCAUGCUGACAGUGAUGGUGUCCAACCAGGCGCCCCUGGCCAGCGGGAUCCAGAUGUCCUUCCAGUCCACGGCAGGGGUGACCAUCUCCAUCAUGGACAUCAAUGAGGCCCCCUUCUUCCCCUCAAACCACAAGCUGAUCCGCCUGGAGGAGGGCAUGCCCCCCGGCACUGUGCUGACCACGUUUUCAGCUGUGGACCCUGACCGCUUCAUGCAGCAGGCUGUGAGAUACUCCAAGCUGUCAGACCCGGCGAACUGGCUGCACGUCAACACCACCAAUGGCCAGAUCACCACGGCAGCCGUGCUGGACCGUGAGUCCCUCUACACCAAAAACAACGUCUACGAGGCUACCUUCCUGGCAGCUGACAAUGGGAUACCCCCAGCCAGCGGCACCGGGACCCUCCAGAUCUAUCUCAUCGACAUCAAUGACAACGCACCUGAGCUGCUGCCCAAGGAGGCGCAGAUCUGCGAGAAGCCCAACCUCAACGCCAUCAACAUCACGGCGGCCGACGCUGACGUCGACCCCAACAUCGGCCCCUAUGUCUUCGAGCUGCCCUUCGUCCCGGCGGCUGUGCGGAAGAACUGGACCAUCACCCGCCUAAAUGGUGACUAUGCCCAACUCAGCUUGCGCAUCCUGUACCUGGAGGCCGGGGUGUAUGACGUCCCCAUCAUCGUCACGGACUCUGGAAACCCUCCCCUGUCCAACAUGUCUAUCAUCAAAGUCAAGGUGUGCCCAUGUGACGACAACGGGGACUGCACUACCAUUGGCGCGGUGGCAGCGGCUGGUCUGGGCACUGGUGCCAUCGUGGCCAUCCUCAUCUGCAUCCUCAUCCUGCUGACCAUGGUCCUGCUGUUUGUCGUGUGGAUGAAGCGGCGGGAGAAGGAGCGCCACACCAAGCAGCUGCUCAUCGACCCCGAGGACGACGUGCGUGACAACAUCCUCAAGUAUGAUGAGGAAGGCGGCGGUGAGGAGGACCAGGACUACGACCUUAGCCAGCUACAGCAGCCAGAAGCCAUGGGGCACGUGCCAAGCAAAGCCCCCGGCGUGCGUCGCGUGGAUGAGCGGCCGGUGGGCGCUGAGCCCCAGUACCCAGUCAGGCCCGUGGUGCCACACCCAGGCGACAUCGGUGAAUUCAUCAACGAGGGACUCCGUGCCGCCGACAACGACCCCACAGCGCCCCCCUACGACUCCCUGCUGGUCUUCGACUACGAAGGCAGCGGCUCCACCGCGGGCUCCGUCAGCUCCCUGAACUCGUCCAGCUCCGGGGACCAAGACUACGAUUACCUCAACGACUGGGGGCCCAGAUUCAAGAAGCUGGCGGACAUGUAUGGAGGCGGCGAAGAGGAUUAACGGACCUCACAUCCUCGGACCAAAGUGAGAGCCGCACGCGGACGCCGGAGGAGCAGGACUGAGCAGAGGCGCCGGUCUCCGACUCUCCCUGCGCGUGUCCUUAGUGCUGUUAGAAGGCCCCCACCCCCACGCUGAGCUGUCUAGCAUGAGCACCCACCCCCGCGGCGCCCUGCACGCGGCUGCUGCCCAGCACCGCGGCCGGCUGGCACUGAGGAGAGCAAGAGGCACUGUCUUCACUUGAAUUUCCUAGAACAGAAGCACUGUU
Sapajus apella (tufted capuchin) is the source of this 3101-nucleotide messenger RNA. RefSeq names its product cadherin 4 (gene CDH4). Lineage: Eukaryota; Metazoa; Chordata; Mammalia; Primates; Cebidae. Gene Ontology annotation, biological process: multicellular organism development; cell-cell junction assembly; adherens junction organization. Gene Ontology annotation, cellular component: plasma membrane; catenin complex; adherens junction. The record is from RefSeq and is a predicted model, not a curated record. Gene Ontology annotation, molecular function: cadherin binding; calcium ion binding. The coding region runs from base 86 to 2836 and encodes 916 amino acids. The transcript is spliced from 16 exons.